CGGGGAUCCCGGGGCGCCGGGGUCCCGGCUCCGCCGCCGCGCCCCGCCCAGCUCUGUCCCCGCAGCCUCGCGGGCUGCCGGGCUUUGUGGUUCGCCCGUGCGGCUGGGCCCCUGCUGGGGGUGUCGUUGCGAGCAUGUGCAGACAGCAGCCCAAGCCUUCAGGAUAAUUCCUUCAGCAGCGCCGCUGUAACAGAGUGUGACGAAGACAUAGUCUCUCUACAUGAAGACCAGACUGACUGCUCCAGUCUCAGAGAUGAAGACAAUAAAGAAAAUUACCCUGACCCCGGGGCUCUCCUAGAGGAGCCCGCGCCUCCCUCCCGCGAGCCGCAGCAUGUAGAGCCGACGGUGCUGGUGGACGGCGUGCUGCGACCCAGCAUGGGCAACUUCAAGUCCCGGAAGCCCAAGUCCAUCUUCAAGGCAGAGAACGGGAGGAGCCACGGAGAAAGUCAGGAGACAGAGCAGGUGGUGCCCAGCCAGUCGGAGUAUCAGGGGAGAGCAGGAACACCGGCUCAAGAGAGUCCACAAAACCACACUUUCAGGUGCCAAGAAACAGUGCGGCUUCAACCAAGAAUAGACCAGAGGACUGCCGUUUGUCCAAAGGAUGCUUUUGAAACUUGGCAGGAUUUAAAUGAGGAAGAAGCUGCUCAGGUGCAUGGAGUCAAGGACCUGGCCCCUGCGUCCACCCAAAGUGUGCCUGCUGAAGGGGCAGAUGCUGCAGACCCUGCGCCAGGCCACAAAGAUGGGCAGAAUGAAGCAGACAGCACACCAGAAGACCUCCAGUCUGUGGGGACCAGCAGGCUGCUCUAUCACAUCACUGAUGGUGACAACCCGCUGCUCUCACCGCGAUGCUCCAUCUUCAGCCAAAGCCAGAGAUUCAACUUAGACCCUGAAUCAGCCCCUUCUCCACCCAGCACUCAGCAGUUUAUGAUGCCCCGAAGUUCUUCACGGUGCAGCUGUGGUGAUGGCAAGGAGCCACAGACGAUUAUCCAACUCACCAAACAUAUCCAGAGCCUCAAGCGGAAAAUUCGGAAAUUUGAAGAAAAAUUUGAACAAGAAAAGAAAUAUCGGCCUUCACAUGGUGACAAGACUUCUAAUCCUGAAGUUCUGAAAUGGAUGAAUGAUUUGGCUAAAGGUCGUAAACAGCUCAAAGAACUGAAGCUGAAGCUAUCAGAAGAACAAGGCAGUGCUCCUAAAGGCCUACCUAGAAACCUGUCCUGUGAGCAACCCAUGGUCCCCAGAGAGAAUGGGAAGCCAGAAGCUGUGGGCCCUGAGCCAAGCUCCUCUGGAGAGGAGACUCCAGAUGCUGUGUUGACAUGCCUGAAGGAGAAGAGAGAGCAGCUUCCCUCUCAAGAGGAUUCCAAGGGAACUAAGCAAGACAAGAACCUCAUAAAGCCUCUUUAUGACCGAUACAGAAUUAUCAAGCAAAUCUUGUCAACGCCUUCCCUUAUUCCAACAAUUCAGGAGGAAGAGGACUCGGAUGAAGACUGUACACAGGGAAGCCAACAACCUUCUUUGCCAGAUCCAGCAUCUAACCUACCUGUUGGCAACCACCUCACGUACUCUGAGACUGAGCCUGUUAGAGUCCUGCUACCAGAUGAAAAGAAAGAAAUCAAACAACCAGCCCUCUCCAUGUCCAAUUUACAUGAGGCCACUAUGCCUGUACUUCUUGACCAUCUUCGAGAAACUAGGGCUGAUAAGAAGAGACUUCGGAAAGCCUUACGAGAAUUUGAAGAACAGUUUUUUAAACAAACAGGAAGAAGUCCACAAAAGGAAGAUAGGAUACCGAUGGCAGAUGAGUACUAUGAAUACAAGCACAUAAAAGCCAAACUGAGACUAUUAGAGGUCCUCAUCAGCAAGCAAGAUGUGGCCAAAACUAUUUGAGGUUUAGGAAAUGUUUGUGAUCACUUUCACCCACGAUAAAGUCAGGUUUAUUUUCCUCUGCCAUUGUUGCUAAGUAGUUUUGACAUACCGAAAACUGAAGCACUUUAGUGGUAGGUAGUAUGAGCUGUUUUAAGAAGGGAUGGCAAGUGUGAUUAUAAAUGAGGAGGAGGGAUUUAAAUGGGAGGAAAAUAUAGCAAGUAACAGUAUAAUUGGAAAAAAAUUCAACCUCCUCUAUGCCAAGGAGAAAACUCACAAUCAGUAUAUUUCAGAAAACAUCUAAUAUUUUAUCAAAUCUAAAUAACAUAUAGCAUCCACUUGUUCAAUGGGCCACUUGUUAGGGAAAGUCUAUUUAGUGUCCAAAGAUUGCUUAUGUUGCUAUAUGGAAAAGAGCAUGAUUUAAAAAAAAUCAGGAGGAGGAGGAAAAAAAACUCUUCUUUUUUAAGUAGGAAGGAAUAUAGCUAGUAAGAAUGUAAUUUACUUGAAACUGCUAAUAGAUUUUUAAGUGACAAAGAAAAAAAAUCUACUACUUUGUCCCUUAAGUCUGCUAGGCUUUCAGUACCCUAAAAUAUACUAGAAUGUCUCACUGCUAAUUUUUUAUUUCUAUAUAAAAAUAGCACAUUAUUUUAUCUGUUAUUCGAAAUUUUACAUUUCUGAUUACCAAAGUUCAUUCUGAUAGCAUGUACUUUGUGAAUUAUCUUUGUCUAUAAUUGACAGAUGUUUAUAUUAAAAUAAAAGAUUGUAUUGAAAUUUCAAAAUAGGUAUUUUGGAUAGAUAUGUGUCUGUAGUAUAUAAUCUAAUGUGAGCAUAGUAUGAUUGCUAAUCUUUUUGUUUACUAUAAGAUUAUAUAACUAUUUUUCCAUUGGGAAUAUGCAUUUUUCUUAAUGUUCCAAGGUCUAUACUUUGUAAAGUCAAAAAGCUUUCUUGUGAGCUGUAGUUAUUCUUCAUUCUGUACAAAAUGAAAUGUUUGGAAAUUGUUUGCUAUGACACCUUGGAGUAGAAGCCAGAAUAUUUUAUUUGCUUCAUCAACUUUAGUGUAUAUUGUUUUGUGUUAUUUUGUACUAAAACACGUUUAUUAUUUUUGCUUUUGUAAAAAUAAGUGAAAGGUCAACAUUUUCUCUUGUACCAACCAUGUCUGUAUUUCUAUGUUUUCUGUAAUGUUUAAGCAUGAUAUUGAACAAAGUCACAUUUUCAUAUAGUUUGGAUGGGAAGAAUAUUGACUAUUUCAGAGGCUUAUUGUUUUCUCUGUAUUUACCUGAUAUUUUAUAACUUUUAUGAAUCAGAAUAAUGUCCUUCAUAAAUUUGUUUAAUUAAAGUCAUCUACUUGUAACAGGACAGAUACACAACUAUUUGAGGUUUACAAACAACAUCUUUGAUAAGGAAAAUGGUUUCGUGACAUAUACAAUUGCUAUUAAAAUGUAACUCUAUAUAUUCUAUAUGAUUGUAAAUAUUUUAUACAACAAUACAAAUAAAAUAUUUUUCUAUUAUAUUUA
Molecule: messenger RNA, 3371 nt
Organism: Diceros bicornis minor
Lineage: Eukaryota; Metazoa; Chordata; Mammalia; Perissodactyla; Rhinocerotidae
Gene: FAM13C
Product: family with sequence similarity 13 member C
Exons: 15
Coding region: 376-1881 (501 amino acids)
Source: RefSeq, a predicted model, not a curated record